Molecule: messenger RNA, 2633 nt
Organism: Amaranthus tricolor (Joseph's coat)
Lineage: Eukaryota; Viridiplantae; Streptophyta; Magnoliopsida; Caryophyllales; Amaranthaceae
Product: leucine-rich repeat receptor-like protein kinase PXC1
Exons: 2
Coding region: 92-2128 (678 amino acids)
Biological process (GO): protein phosphorylation
Molecular function (GO): ATP binding; protein kinase activity; protein binding
Source: RefSeq, a predicted model, not a curated record
UUUAAAAAAAUAAAACCAACUAAAAUCUUUAUCUUAAAGCCAACACUCUAUCAAUUAUCAAACCUCUUUCCCGCCUGACCUUAAUUCCGCCAUGGAAAUGGAGCUCAACCUCCUUCUUUUUCUUCUCUCUUUCUCUCUCCUCCAUUGUUGUUCAUCUUCAACCUUCCCUAACGACACUGCAACUCUUCUACAAUUCCGUCUUGAUUCUGACCCACAUGGAAAUCUUCUCUCAAAUUGGUCUUCUUCCAAUGCUUGUACUUCCAAAUGGUUUGGAGUUAACUGUUCUUCUAAUGGCAGAGUUUUCUCUCUUUCUCUUCCUUCACUCAAUUUACGAGGACCCAUUUCUUCUCUUUCUUCUCUAGACCAACUUCGGGUCCUGGAUCUUUCAAAUAAUCGCUUAAACGGGUCGGUUUCUCCUCUAUCAAACUGUACUAAUUUGAAGCUUGUUUAUCUUUCUCGUAACGAUUUCUCCGGAGAAAUUCCACCGGAAUUUGGAUCACUUGAUCGGCUUCUUCGUUUAGAUAUUUCGGAUAAUAACCUUGCAGGUCAUUUACCUGUGGAAUUGAAGAAACUUACAAGAUUGCUUACUUUUAGGGUUCAAAACAAUGCAAUUUCUGGGAAAAUUCCGGAUUUUUCUGAAACACUUAAUCAGUUAAAAGAGCUGAAUUUAUCGAAUAAUGAAUUGUUUGGUAAAGUUCCAAAUGGGUUAUUGAAAAUUUUUGGUGAAAAAAGCUUUUUGGGUAAUGAACAGUUAUGUGGGUCAUCACCAUUACCAGCAUGUUCCUUUAAUGGUGAUAAUGUAGAAGCUUCUUCAGCUUCUGCUGCUACUGCACAAACUGUACCUUCAAAUCCCAUCUCAUUUCCACCAUUGAAACCCAGAAAAGGUUCAAAUCAUGGAAUUGUUAUACCCCUAAUUGUAGCAAAUUGUGUGUUAGUAGUGAUUGUUUUGUCAUUUGUACUUGCUUUUUGUUGUAAAAGAUGUUCUUCACCUAGGGAUGAUGAAAUUGAGGAAAGGGAAAAUGGGAAGAGAAGGAGUAGUUAUGGGAGUGAAAAAAGGGUUUAUGCAAGUAAUGGUAGUGUAAAUGGAGGUGGGUUUGAUAGUGAUGAGACUAAUGGGACUGAUAAGAGUAGAUUGGUGUUUUUUGAUAGGAAGAAGCAAUUUGAGCUUGAAGAUUUGCUCCGAGCAUCGGCCGAGAUGCUCGGAAAAGGUAGUUUAGGGACGGUUUAUAGGGCGGUUUUGGAUGAUGUGGCAACGGUGGCGGUGAAGAGGUUGAAGGAUGCUAAUCCUUGUGCUAGGAAGGAGUUUGAGCAAUAUAUGGAUGUGAUUGGGAGGUUGAAACAUCCUAAUAUUGUUAGGCUUAGAGCUUAUUACUAUGCUAGGGAGGAGAAGCUUCUUGUUUAUGAUUAUCUUUCUAAUGGAAGUUUGCAUUCUCUUCUUCAUGGCAACAGGGGACCAGGAAGAAUCCCAUUGGAUUGGACAACAAGAAUCAGCCUAGUCCUCGGAGCAGCUCGAGGACUAGCUCGAAUUCACGCAGAAUACAGCUCCUCCAAAAUUCCUCAUGGCAAUGUGAAAUCAUCCAAUGUUCUCUUAGACAAGAAUGGGGUUGCUUGUAUCUCCGAUUUUGGCCUAUCGCUUCUCCUAAACCCGACUCAUGCUAUUGCUCGACUAGGCGGGUACAAAGCGCCUGAACAAUCCGAAACCAAAAGACUCUCACAACAAGCUGAUGUUUACAGCUUCGGAGUGCUCUUACUCGAAGUUCUUACUGCCAAAACCCCUUCCCAAUUCCCUUCACCAACCCGACCCAAGAACAUAGACUCGGAGGAUGAAGAAUCUUUGGAUCUACCCAAAUGGGUUAGGUCUGUGGUCCGUGAUGAAUGGACUGCUGAGGUAUUCGACCCAGAACUUUUGAGGUACAAGAAUAUUGAAGAGGAAUUAGUCUCGAUGCUCCAUGUCGCUAUGGCUUGUGUCGUUCCACAACCCGAAAAAAGACCUAGUAUGAUGGAAGUGGCUAAAAUGAUCGAAGAGAUUCGAGUCGAGCAAUCUCCCCUAUGUGAGGAUUACAAUGAAUCGAGGAAUUCGUUGUCACCUUCACUUCCUACCACUGAGGAGGCUGUGGGUGUUUAUUGAUUAGUCAUUAACUAAGGCCAUUGCUUGUGGCUCUAAGCUUAAGUUAUGCUUAAUUUGUUUAUUUGAAUGGAUUUUCUAGUGUUGUUGCAAGUCAUGUCUAUAGUAGGCACUUUUAUGGUUCUAUGAUCAAUGUCUUGUGAUUUUGUUGUUCUAGGGUUGGGAAUGUAGUCAUUAUGCCUCUCCAUUGAAUGAUGAUAUUGCUCUAUUUCUAAUGUUUAUAAUAGCUAAGCUCCAAAGUAUCCUGGUUUUAGCAUAUGCCCGACUUCUAAGCUUUUGAUAGUUGGUGUCUAAUUCAUGUUGCUUUAUGAUGUGAGACUGUUUUUCGGUGAGACGACCUAAAAACAAGGAGUUAAUAUACUAAUAAUUGUAUUAGUUAGGCUCCUGAAUUCAUGUAUGGAGAGCAUCUCACGAUGAAACUAUCUUACAUAGUAUAAGAUAAUGCAAGGACUUAGGAUCCAUGUCUUUGACCUUGUAUAUGAUAUAAUAUUCAUUACUUUCAUUCAAA